Molecule: messenger RNA, 4854 nt
Organism: Aspergillus niger
Lineage: Eukaryota; Fungi; Ascomycota; Eurotiomycetes; Eurotiales; Aspergillaceae
Exons: 4
Coding region: 1-4854 (1617 amino acids)
Biological process (GO): long-chain fatty acid biosynthetic process
Cellular component (GO): fatty acid synthase complex
Molecular function (GO): fatty acid synthase activity; 3-oxoacyl-[acyl-carrier-protein] synthase activity; 3-oxoacyl-[acyl-carrier-protein] reductase (NADPH) activity
Source: RefSeq, a predicted model, not a curated record
AUGGCACCCAAGGAGAAGAUGCAUCCCCGGGUCCAGCGGGAGCUGGCGUACCAGUUUGCUUCACCGGUCAGGUGGAUUGAAACACAAGACGUCGUGCUCCAGGAACAAAAGGUUGAUCGGCUGGUCGAGAUUGGACCUGCUGAGACUUUGCUUGGCAUGAUAAAGAAGACAUUGGGAGCAAAGUACCAAGUACAUGAUGCUGCACUUGCCAUCCAACGAGAGAUCUGGAGUCAUAAGAAGAAUGCACGAGAGAUAUACUAUGAAUUGAACGAUGCCGAGAUCGUACCAACCCAAACAGGCAAGGAGACAUCCACGCCCGCUGCACAGCCCUUACAGCCCACCCCUAUCACACUCCCGGAGGCAGCUGAGACCGCCACGCCCCAGCCAGUACCAGUACGGCAAUCCCCUUCCAGCAUUGAAGACACCCCGAUAGCAGCACUCGACAUUAUCGUCGCCCUAAUCGCACACAAACUGAAGAAGCCGUUGCAAGACAUUGACUUGAGCCAAACCAUCAAGAAGCUGGUCGGAGGCCGAUCCACCCUAGAGAAUGAGAUCGUCGGAGACCUCGGCGCCGAGUUUGGCUCCGUUCCAGACGCCCCCGAAGAUACUCCCCUGUCGGAGCUCUCUCAAUCCAUCGAAGCUCAAGGUUCAUGGAAGAAAGGCCUGGGCAAGACCACACAGACCCUUGUCAACCGAAUGGUGUCGGCAAAAAUGCCUGCGGGUCUGGGGUCAGGCGAAGUACGAGCUCACCUGCUUAAUAAAUAUGGUAUACAGACAGGCCGCCAGGAUGCGGUUCUGCUGCGCGCCGCUGUGCUGCAGCCCGCCGCAAGACUCCCAGAUACUAGCGCUGCUCAUGCUUUUCUUGACGACGUCGUCCAACAGUACGCUCAAUAUGCGAAGAUUGAUCUGUCUGCUAUAGGAGCUUCGUCUGAUGGGGCUGGCACAUCAUCUGGGCCAGUUGUGGUAGACCAGACUGCCGUCAAGGCACUGGCCAAGACUCAGGACGACCGGGCCCAAGCCAUGCUGGAGUUGUAUGCAAAGUUGCUUGGGGUAGACCUGCAGGCUGGACACAAGGCUAGCAACAAAGCAGCAGAAAUUAUAGCAGAGCUACAGGACGAGCUGCAGCUCUGGAUUUCGGAGCACGGUGAGGUCUACGGUUCGGGCAUCAAGCCUAUGCUAUCCGUGGCCAAAGCCCGCAGGUACGACUCGUUUUGGAAUUGGGCGCUACAAGACACUGUGGACCUGUUUCACCGGAUCCUGGCCGGGGCCAUUACGCUAACUGGCCGCGAGGUGGAAACCAUCAUGGGCCGUAUUGCUCGGAAGUCCAAUCCAAAACUCGUGCAGAUGCUAGAAUACCUGGAGACACAGUGCCUGAAGCUUCGAAACCCGCGAGCGGUUCAUGCCCGCGAUGUCCUCCAUCAAUUGCGGCUGGCAUGCAACCCGCAGUUAUCAGAUGCUCAGCCAUUGGCUGCGCACCGGUUGAUGAUUGACGCACCGAAGACAACCAUUGACAGCCAAGGAAAAAUUCAUUAUAUGGAGGUUCCUCGUGCCACCGUCGAUGCCGCACCACCGGCUACCCUCAAAUCACUGGGGAGCCGGGGUUGGGAAACCCGAGCGGACUUGACUGCAGCCUUCAUGGCGGCUCUCCGCCAAACGGACCACGAGUGUCUUUCGUUCUCAGACGCAGAGGUGCUUGUCAUUGGUGCGGGACGGGAUUCCAUCGGCACCGAAAUUGUCCGCGGCCUUCUGAGAGGAGGUGCUCGGGUACUCGUAACGACCAGUAGCUACUCGCUCGCGACAACACGAUUGUAUCAGCAAAUUUAUGCCGAAGAAGGCGCUCGUGGAUCGCAGCUUGUUCUUCUGCCGUUCAACCAGGCGAGUCAGCAAGACCUUGAGUCCCUGGUGUCUUACAUCUAUGAAUCCGACAAAGGGCUCGGAUGGGAUCUGAGCCAUGUUGUUCCAUUUGCAGCCAUUCCGGAAGGUGGCCGGCAAAUUGAGGAUAUUGACUCUAAGUCCGAGUUGGCCCAUCGUAUCAUGCUGACAAACACAAUCAGGUUGCUAGGGGCAAUCAAGAAGCAGAAGCAGGCACGAGGAUUCGACAGUCACCCUGCACAGGUAAUCCUGCCAUUGUCGCCGAACCACGGCAUCUUUGGUGGGGAUGGCCUCUACCCCGAGUCGAAGAUUGCUCUCGAAACACUAUUCAACCGCUGGAACUCCGAGUCAUGGGGUACAUAUCUUUCAAUCUGCGGUGCUGUUAUCGGCUGGACGCGCGGAACCGGACUCAUGAGCGCCAAUAAUGGUGUUGCGGAAGAUAUUGAGAAGAUGGGAGUGAGGACGUUCUCCCAGGUCGAAAUGGCCUACUACAUCCUUGUCCUUAUGUCAUCUCCAAUUGCAACCGAAUGCGAGGUGACACCAGUGCAGGCAGACCUAAGUGGUGGCAUGGGUCACUUCCCGAAUUUCAAAGAGACGGUUGAUUCCAUCCGGCAGAAACAGAAGGAAACCAGUGAAAUCCGAGACGCCUUAGCAAAGGAGGAAGCCUUUGAGCGCGCUGCCCUUGGACAGCCAUCGGAAGAAGAACCGCAGGUACGGGAACAAAAGGCCAGGCUUGCGCUCGAGUUUCCUCGUCUACCUGACUACCAGACCGAGCUUCUUCCUCUCGCUGGUCAGUUGCGCGGAAUGGUUGAUCUCGACCGCGUGGUCGUCGUCACCGGUUUCUCUGAAGUCGGGCCACACGGCAACGCCCGGACACGCUGGGAGAUGGAGGCAUUCGGGGAGUUCUCGCUGGAGGGCUGCAUUGAAAUGGCUUGGAUCAUGGGUCUGAUCAAGCAUCACAAUGGACCUCUCAACGGGAAUCUGCAUUACCAUGGUUGGAUCGUUGCAGCGACCAAGGAGCCUAUUCGCGAUAUCGAUGUAAAGAAGCGGUUCGAAGAGCACAUCCUGGCACACACCGGCAUUCGACUCAUUGAGCCAGAGAUCAACGAUGGUUACGAUCCUUACAAGAAGAAAUUCUUGCAGGAAGUGGUUCUCGACGAGGACAUGCCUCCGUUUAAGACGUCCAAGGAGACCGCAGAGCAACUCCGACUGGAACACGGCGAUAAAGUUGAUGUCAUCCCCGAAGGCGAAGAGUACACCGUCCGACUACUCAAGGGAGCUUGCCUGAUGAUCCCAAAGGCCCUUCGAUUCGACCGGGCAGUGGCUGGCCAGAUUCCGACCGGCUGGGAUGCCCGUACUUACGGGCUUACCGAGGAUCUCGCCAGUCAAGUGGAUCCAGCCACAUUAUAUGCUCUCAUUGGAACGGUGGAAGCACUUUUGAGUGCAGGCAUCAGUGACCCAUUCGAGAUAUACCAGUAUUUGCAUGUGUCGGAAAUCGGCAAUUGCAUUGGCUCUGGCUUGGGAGGCGUCAAGGCACUCCGAAAGCUGCAUAAGGACCGCUUCGUGGAGAAGCAGGUUCAGAACGACAUUUUGCAGGAAUCAUUCAUCAACACCACGGCUGCAUGGAUUAACAUGCUCUUGCUGUCCUCCACCGGCCCUAUCCGUACCCCGGUCGGCGCUUGCGCAACCUCGAUCGAGUCGCUCGAAUCCGGCUAUGAGACUAUCGUCUCCGGCAAAGCCAAGAUGUGCCUUGUUGGUGGCUUCGACGACUUCUCCGAGGAUGUGUCGUAUGAGUUCGCGAAGAUGAAGGCCACGGUUAGUAGCGAGGCAGAGUUUGAAAAAGGUCGUCAUCCCAGCGAGAUGUCGCGACCGGCUGCUUCCACCCGUGCUGGAUUCGUCGAGUCUCAAGGCAGUGGUAUCCAGGUGAUCACAUCCGCCCAGCUGGCAUUGGACAUGGGCCUUCCCAUCCAGGGCAUCGUCGCAUGGGUCGGAACUGCUAGUGACAAGAUUGGGCGUUCUGUUCCUGCUCCCGGAAAGGGUCUCUUAACGAAUGCACGCGAGGCACGACACCGAGCCCCGUCCCCCAUGUUGGAUAUUUCUUACCGGCGUCGGAGACUGAAUAUGUCGCUCCAGCACAUCAAGGAACGCGUCGACAUGGAGGUGGACAUUGCUGAGGCAGAAUUGACCGACCUGAAGCGCAGCCCUAGCCCCUACGCGGAAGAACGCAUUGAAGAGAUCAACGAACGCCUCCGCUACGUACGCCGGGAAGCCCGGGUCCAAGAGAAGGGUGCGUUGAACACGUUUGGUAAUCAUUUCUGGAAGAAUAGCCCGGAGAUUUCUCCGCUACGCGGUGCUCUAGCAACUUGGAACCUGACUAUCAACGACCUGGAUGUGGUCUCGUUCCACGGGACAUCCACCGUGUUGAACGAGAAGAACGAGACGAACAUGAUUAGCCAACAGCUGCAUCAUCUGGGUCGGACGAAGGGUAAUCCUGCAUUAGGAAUCUUUCAGAAGUAUCUUACUGGACACUCAAAGGGAGCUGCAGGAGCGUGGAUGCUCAAUGGUGGCCUACAAGUGCUCAACACCGGCUUGGUUCCAGGCAACCGCAAUGCAGACAACAUCGACGCAGCCCUGCAGAACGACUAUUUAGUCUACCCCAGUCGCAGCAUACAGACUACAGGUGUCAAGGCCUUUUCGGUAACAUCUUUCGGGUUCGGACAGAAAGGAGCGCAAGCCUUGGGUGUUCAUGCCCGCUAUCUCUUCGCCACGCUGGACCAGGAGACCUAUGACGCGUAUCGGGUCCGAGUUGAAGCUCGACAGCGCCGGGCGCAGCAGCAUUUCCGGUUUGGUAUUUCACACAAUGCUGUUUUCUCUGCUAAAGAGGCACCGCCAUACCGGAAUGAUCAAGAGUUCCGCAUUCUGCUGGAUCCGAAAGCGCGUCUGACCGAAAAUGGUCGGGGGCAGAUGGAAUAUGCGGAGUAA